Molecule: messenger RNA, 654 nt
Organism: Symbiodinium pilosum
Lineage: Eukaryota; Dinophyceae; Suessiales; Symbiodiniaceae
Source: the annotation of a GenBank genome assembly
AUGGCUGCGCACGACCAAGAUGAGCAAGUAGAUGCCAACAAGGAUGGCAUUCGAGACGUUGAGGCCAUGACAGGGCAAGAGUUGGUCGCGCACAAGUCAAAACUGGCGCUGCUAAGUAUUAAAGACCCGAAACGAUUGCAAAGCGCGGUGGGCAAUCUUUGGUCCGCGUGGUUGGCGGUCGUGGCAACGUUGAGCUUGAAGUUUGCGCAGACGACCGCGUAUGCUCUGGCAAUCGCUGAGAUGCUGAAAUUUCCAGUGACGCGCUACACGGCACCUGUUCUUGCGUAUGCUUUGGGACCUGAUCUCGUGAAGUGGGUAGAUGUCAUCAUCGACAGCAUGUUGAAGGCGAUUCUCAUUCUGGUCAUGUGGACUUUUGCGAAGAUGAGGGCUGCCUUUUACUCUGGGCUUCGGGGCGGGCAACUCUUCGGUGAGGCUGUGGUCAAGAUUUGUCAGAAAUGGGGAUUGACGGACUCGCUGCCGUUUGUGCAAAAGCCAUUUAACGCAGAAGAGUCGUACCUCGACGAAGCAAUCGGCUAUCCCCUUGCGCUUGUUGGCUUCUAUUUCCAGCUCACCCACUUCUUCGCGCUACUGCCGUUCCCCCUGGACUGGAUCCUUUGGCCCUUGACCUUCGUUGAGGGCCUGCUUGAGCUGCAG